Paramecium octaurelia is the source of this 984-nucleotide messenger RNA. Lineage: Eukaryota; Ciliophora; Oligohymenophorea; Peniculida; Parameciidae. The record is from the annotation of a GenBank genome assembly.
AUGAAUAAGAAUUUGGAAAUUGUUAUUAGAAGCAUUUUUGCUAUAUGCGGACUUCUUAUUUCACGAAAAUUCCUGAGAAGAUUCCAAAGAUAUAUGGAUUUAGUAUUUUAUGGAAAAGUAAAUACGUUUCCUCUCACUUUGAGCGAAUCAAAAGAAUUCUUAUUAGAAAACCCAUAAUCAAAAUAUUUAUAUCUAACUGGACAUAUUCUGCCAGCAGAUUAAUAAUAAACAAGGUUUCUUCAACUUUAAUGUGGUAUUAAAGAUAUGUUUGAAUUUAAAGUAAAUGAAUUUUAAUUGCUAGAUAUUUAACAUAAGUAUAAUUAUAAAAUAUCAAAAAGCGAAAGAAAGAAUAUUAAGAUAAAUGCUGACAGCAUAUUGCUUCCUGGAUUAUUCGACUAUUCAAAAUCUUAUUUAUAUUAAUAGGAGAGCAGCUCAUUCAUAAAAAAAGUAAAUUGAUUUCAAAUUUAGAUUUUAAAUAAAAUACCUAUCCUAAAUUAAAAAUCUAGAAUAGUUGAAACUCAUAAAGGAGUUUAAUUUGGAUAGUUCACAACUAUGUUAUGCGAAAAAAAUGGAGAUAAUUUCAAUUUAUUGUAUCUCUCCAAUUAUAAUUACAACAAAAUAUACAAUCAGAUUCAUAAAGAUAUGUUUAAUGCUGCCACUGCAGCAUAGCUUUUAUUUACUAUAGUAAGCGUUUCAUAAUUGAUAUAUUUAAUUAUAAAAAAGUUGUAAAAGAAAAACGAUGAAAAUAAUCUUUUAGAUCAACAAGCUCCACCCCUAUUUAAAAAUUCUAUUAGCGUUAUUCUAAACAGCCAAAAUGAGUAGGACAUAUGUGUUAUUUGUCUUACAAAAACGAGAAGUAUAAUAUUGGAACCUUGUCUUCAUUUUAUUUUAUGCUAAGAAUGUGUGAAUCAUUUGGAUAAGGAAAUCUGUCCGUUUUGUAGGAUUAAAAUAGAAAAAAAAAUAAAGGUUUUAUAUAAUGAAUGA